AUGGGUGACGACAAAUACCAAAGACUUGGUGAUAAGUCGACAACAGUGAACGAGUAUAGAAAUUGGGCUUCGUUUGUAAAGCUACAAUUGGAAGACCUCAACUUAUGGGAUAUUGUCGUUGGAACGACAUUGAAGCCUGUCAGGGGUGACGUAGCUCAUCGUGGUGUUACCGUGGAUUCAACUCCGGCUGUACCAGUAGUUCCAAUAGGAGGAGAGGCUAUAGCAGGGCCAGCUGCAACCAUAGGUGCAAAUGUGGAGGACUAUGCUGAACGACUUGCUGCUUGGAUUAGGAAUGAUAGAACAGCGAGAAUGUUCAUUCUGAAGAAUGUCAAUCAAAAGUCCGAGAUUUAUUCUAGUAUUCGGGAUGGGAAGGAUGCUUUUACAAUAUGGUUGACAAUUGAAGUACAGUAUGUACCUCAAAACAAAGGAAGAUUGUUUACCAUUUGGAGUGAAUUGAUUCGCACCAAACAGGACCAGCAAUCGGUAGUAAAGUACUCCAAUAGCAUCCGUAGUUUAGUGACUGACUUAAAUGAUGUCUUUGCCACUAUGGCCCUUGAAGACGGUGAAGAAUGGAAUAAUUGGUGGCUGAAAAAGACUAUGGCUGUGACAUUCUUGUUUGGUUUGGAUGAUGAGUCAUUUGACCAUUUCAAGUCUGGUCAAACUACUCAAGACGAUAGAGAAUGGGACUUCGAUAAACUUGUGGCCGCAGCUCAGAACUAUGAAAGUCUCUAUGCAGCAAAGAAGAGUCAGACAAAUGAAGAAGAUGCUAGUGCUCUGGCGUCGAGCUCAAACUAUAGAGGUGCUUACCGUGCUCGUGCUAGAGCCAGCAACCGAGGUCGUGGUGGUGGUGGAGAUCCAGCCAGAAGGCCAUAUACGGGAAACUGUUUUGCUUGUGGAAAGCAGGGUCACAAAGCUUAUCAAUGUAGGGAGAAGGUAGUAGAUGAGGCCGCGACAGCUGCGGAAGGGAGUGAUAGUGAUGUAUCGGCAGCGUAUAUGAGUACUGAAGUAAAUCCAGGUGAAAGUCUCUGGAUUGUAGACUCUGGUUGCACCAACCACAUGACCGGCACUAUAGAUUUGUUGAAGAAUGUCAAAUCCUUGUUGACUCCAAAGAUGAUUAAAGGUAUUGGAAAUACAGUACUUACUGCAACAAAAUACGGUGUAUUGGAAGGCUGUAUUAUUCUGGACGACAACAAUAGUACAGGUUCAACAAUCAACAACGUUUGGUAUGUAGAAAACUUGGGUCGUAAUCUACUAUCAGCUAGACAGUUAGCUCUUGAUAGUGGAGAGGACGUAAAGUUUAGCAGAAACAAGGUCACUUUGACAACUGCCAAAGAUGCGUCUCCAAUCACAAUUAUGAUGAAAACAGCAUUGUCGAUAUACUCUCCCGCUGCCACAUCAUCAGGAAUGCAUGGGGUCGAUUCUCCUACUUCCACAUUUAAAUCACAUAUUCGGCAGGACUGGGGAUCACCUAGAUCAUCUUCAGCGUGGGAGGGUGUUGCAGUUUGGAAGCUAAGAUGCAGCAAGAAACAACAGUCUCGAGCUUUGUAUCCAGGAGAUGUCAUCCACUCUGAUGUAUUCUUUAUGUCUAAGGCAUCAUACGGUGGUAGAACUAUGGGUGUGACAUUUAUUGAUGACUGUACUAGGUUUGCUUGGGUAUAUCCUCUAAAGAAGAAGUCAGAUGUGUUUGAAGUGAUUAAAGAUUUCUUCCAACUGUUUGAAACACAAUUUGGCAAAAAGAUCAAGAAGCUGCAUACUGAUAAUGGUGGAGAGUACAUAAACGAGAAGAUGAAGACUUACAUGAAGAAAAAGGGAUUGGUUCACUGGGUCACGACUCCGCAUACUCCUCAGCAAAAUGGUGUAGCUGAGAGAUUCAACAAGACAUUGGGGGGAAUGACCAGAUCAUUGCUAUUCGAGGCAAAGCUAGCACCAGUGUGGUGGGCUGAGGCGAUCAGAACAGCAGUGUAUCUCAACAACAGAUUGGCCACGAAAGCACUCAGCAACAAGACACCAUAUGAAGCAUUAUAUAACAAAAAGCCAGAUGUCAGUCAUGUACGAGUGUUUGGAUGCGUAGCAUUCAGACACAUACCAGGUGAGCUUCGUAAGAAGCUUGAUAAGAGAGCAGCUCGAGGUAUUUUUAUGGGAUACGAUGGUGAUGAUGCUAACCAAGAGUUCAAAGGCUACCGCUUUUGGGAUCCAGUCUGUUGA
Messenger RNA from Synchytrium microbalum, 2205 nucleotides. RefSeq lists its product as uncharacterized. The transcript is spliced from 3 exons. Gene Ontology annotation, biological process: DNA integration. Gene Ontology annotation, molecular function: zinc ion binding; nucleic acid binding. The record is from RefSeq and is a predicted model, not a curated record. The coding region runs from base 1 to 2205 and encodes 734 amino acids. NCBI's taxonomy places the organism in Eukaryota, Fungi, Chytridiomycota, Chytridiomycetes, Synchytriales, Synchytriaceae.